ACUGUGUAAGGAAAAGGGAAGCUCAAACGAAAGACAUGUUUACGAGUACGUGAUAAGAAGCCAGAAACCGAGGAGGCAAGAAGACCGAAAUACCUGUACAUGUUAUACAAAGUAGGCGAUAAAUCUUCCGGGGACAGACUCUUAUCAUAUUUUCCUUUCCACGUUUGAUUGGUUUAUUGUUAAAAGGACAAAAUGGGUUGCUGGUUCUCCAAAAAAUCCAAGAGAAAAUCACCCGAAAAGGAACCUACUCCGAAAACGGUGGAAGAUAAGGCGAACAGCAGCAACGCCAACAACAUUGACCUCUGCAGCAAUACAACAGAGGACCCACCUAAACAAUACAGCUGGGACAAACGCGAAAAGAUUGACCCUAAGGACUUCAUGCUAACGGGGCUGAAGGAUGCCACGGUGGGCCGUCUGCCAGGCAAGCUGAACGGACAGCAGUUUGUCAUCCAGGACUGUGACAACUGUAAGAUCUUCGUGUUGGACCACUCCGCCACCAUCACCAUCGACGACUGCACUAACUGCUGCAUCGUUAUGGGGCCAGUGAAGGGCAGUGUGUUCUUCAGGGACUGUAAGGACAUCAAGUGUGUGGUGGCCUGCCAGCAGUUCAGGACCAGGGACUGUAAGAAGAUGGAGGUGUUCCUGUGUUGCGCCACUCAGCCCAUCAUCGAGGCGUCCACGGGGAUGAAGUUCGGCUGCUUCCAUUUUACUAGUCUGUACUACUACCCCGAGCUGGCCUUCCACUUCAAGGACGCAGGCCUCAGCAUCUUCAACAACAACUGGAGCAACGUCCAUGACUUCACGCCCGUCUCAGGGGAGACCAACUGGAGCCUGCUGCCUGAGGACACUGUGGUGUUGGACCAUGUUCCAGCCCCUGACCCGGAGUCAGAGUUUAAAUCAGUCCGGAUCUCAGCUGAGGCAUCCCGCAGCAUCGUACCCAUGACCAAAGGAGGCAGACGUGAGGAGGAGGUAGAGGAGAGUGAUGAGUCCUGUCUGUUUGUGUUCUUCUCUGGGGACUACACCACUGCUAACGCCCGGAAACUCAUUGAUGAGGCCUCUGGGAAAGGGUUUGUGCUGAUCCAGACUAAGGAAGUGUCCAUGCGCCCCGAGGACGUCAGCAGAGUGUUCCAGAACGAUGCAGAGGUACUCCUCGAGUGGAUCACCAACGGCCCAGUGACAGCUCUGGAGUUGAAUGGGGACGGGGUAGUGGAGGCCUGCAAGAGCAUGGCCAGUGACAUGUUCAGUGGAACCAAGAUGUUUGUUUCAGACAACAGAAAUACUUCCUCUCGAGAUGUGGACAACUUCUUCAACUUCGCUGACAUGCAGAUGGGCUUGUGAUUGAGUCACUGUAUGACAAUCAACUUAUUACACAACCAAGGAUUUUUUUGUUAUAUUUUUUAUACUAGUAGGUAGUGGAGAAGGACAGGUUAAUCAUCAGAAUGAUGGUAGGUAGUGGAGAAGGACAGGGUAAUCAACAUAGUGAUGGGGAGAAGGACAGGGUAAUCAACAUAGUGAUGGUAGGUAGCGGAGAAGGACAGGUUAAUCAUCAGAAUGAUGGUAGGUAGUGGAGAAGGACAGGUUAAUCAUCAGAAUGAUGGUAGGUAGUGGAGAAGGACAGGUUAAUCAAUAUAGUGAUGGUAGGUAGUGGAGAAGGACAGGUUACUCAACACAGUGAUGGUAGGUAGCGGAGAAGGACAGGUUAAUCAUCAGAAUGAUGGUAGGUAGCAGAGAAGGACAGGUUACUCAACAUAGUGAUGGUAGGUAGUGGAGAAGGACAGGUUAAUCAACAUAGUGAUGGUAGGUAGUGGAGAAGGACAGGUUACUCAACAUAGUGAUGGUAGGUAGUGGAGAAGGACAGGUUAUUCAACAUAGUGAUGGUAGGUAGUGGAGAAGGACAGGUUAUUCAACAUAGUGGAGAAGGACAGGUUAUUCAACAUAGUGAUGAUAGGUAGCGUAGAGAAGGACAGGUUAUUCAACAUAGUGAUGGUAGGUAGCGGAGAAGGACAGGUUAAUCAUCAGAAUGAUGGUAGGUGGCGGAGAAGGACAGGUUAAUCAACAUAGUGAUGGUAGGUAGUGGAGAAGGACAGGUUAAUCAUCAGAAUGAUGGUAGGUAGUGGAGAAGGACAGGUUAAUCAUCAGAAUGAUGGUAGGUAGUGGAGAAGGACAGGUUAAUCAACAUAGUGAUGGUAGGUAGUGGAGAAGGACAGGUUAAUCAUCAGAAUGAUGGUAGGUAGCGGAGAAGGACAGGUUAAACAUCAGAAUGAUGGUAGGUAGUGGAGAAGGACAGGUUAAUCAACAUAGUGAUGGUAGGUAGUGGAGAAGGACAGGUUAAUCAACAUAGUGAUGGUAGGUAGCGGAGAAGGACAGGUUAAUCAACAUAGUGGAGAAGGACAGGUUAAUCAACAUAGUGAUGGUAGGUAGUGGAGAAGGACAGGUUAAUCAUCAGAAUGAUGGUAGGUAGCGGAGAAGGACAGGUUAAUCAUCAGAAUGAUGGUAGGUAGUGGAGAAGGACAGGUUAAUCAUCAGAAUGAUGGUAGGUAGUGGAGAAUGACAGGUUAAUCAACAUAGUGAUGGGGAGAAGGACAGGUUAUUCAACAUAGUGAUGGUAGGUAGUGGAGAAGGACAGGUUAAUCAACAUAGUGAUGGUAGGUAGCGAAGAAGGACAGGGUAAUCAACAUAGUGAUGGGGAGAAGGACAGGUUAUUCAACAUAGUGAUGGUAGGUAGUGGAGAAGGACAGGUUAAUCAUCAGAAUGAUGGUAGGUAGCGGAGAAGGACAGGUUAAUCAUCAGAAUGAUGGUAGGUAGCGGAGAAGGACAGGUUAAUCAUCAGAAUGAUGGUAGGUAGUGGAGAAGGACAGGUUAAUCAUCAGAAUGAUGGUAGGUAGUGGAGAAGGACAGGUUAAUCAACAUAGUGAUGGGGAGAAGGACAUGUUAUUCAACAUAGUGAUGGUAGGUAGUGGAGAAGGACAGGUUAAUCAUCAGAAUGAUGGUAGGUAGUGGAGAAGGACAGGUUAAUCAUCAGAAUGAUGGUAGGUAGUGGAGAAGGACAGGUUAAUCAUCAGAAUGAUGGUAGGUAGUGGAGAAGGACAGGUUAAUCAUCAGAAUGAUGGUAGGUAGUGGAGAAGGACAGGUUAAUCAACAUAGUGAUGGGGAGAAGGACAGGUUAAUCAUCAGAAUGAUGGUAGGUAGCGGAGAAGGACAGGUUAAUCAUCAGAAUGAUGGUAGGUAGUGGAGAAGGACAGGUUAAUCAACAUAGUGAUGGUAGGUAGUGGAGAAGGACAGGUUAAUCAUCAUAGUUAUGGUAGGUAGCGGAGAAGGACAGGUUAAUCAUCAGAAUGAUGGUAGGUAGCGGAGAAGGACAGGUUAAUCAACAUAGUGAUGGUAGGUAAUGGAGAAGGACAGGUUAAUCAUCAGAAUGAUGGUAGGUAGUGGAGAAGGACAGGUUAUUCAACAUAGUGAUGGUAGGUAGUGGAGAAGGACAGGUUAAUCAUCAGAAUGAUGGUAGGUAGUGGAGAAGGACAGGUUAUUCAACAUAGUGAUGGGGAGAAGGACAUGUUAUUCAACAUAGUGAUGGUAGGUAGCAGAGAAGGACAGGUUAAUCAACAUAGUGAUGGUAGGUAGCGAAGAAGGACAGGUUACUCAACAUAGUGAUGGUAGGUAGUAGAGAAGGACAGGUUAAUCAACAUAGUGAUGGUAGGUAGCGGAGAAGGACAGGUUAAUCAACAUAGUGAUGAUAGGUAGUGGAGAAGGACAGGUUAAUCAACAUAGUGGAGAAGGACAGGUUAAUCAACAUAGUGGAGAAGGACAGGUUACUCAACAUAGUGGAGAAGGACAGGUUAAUCAACAUAGUGGAGAAGGACAGGUUAAUCAACAUAGUGGAGAAGGACAGGUUAAUCAACAUAGUGGAGAAGGACAGGUUAAUCAACAUAGUGGAGAAGGACAGGUUAAUCAACAUAGUGGAGAAGGACAGGUUAAUCAACAUAGUGGAGAAGGACAGGUUAAUCAACAUAGUGGAGAAGGACAGGUUAAUCAACAUAGUGGAGAAGGACAGGUUAAUCAACAUAGUGGAGAAGGACAGGUUAAUCAACAUAGUGGAGAAGGACAGGUUAAUCAACAUAGUGGAGAAGGACAGGUUAAUCAACAUAGUGGAGAAGGACAGGUUAAUCAACAUAGUGGAGAAGGACAGGUUAAUCAACAUAGUGGAGAAGGACAGGUUAAUCAACAUAGUGGAGAAGGACAGGUUAAUCAACAUAGUGGAGAAGGACAGGUUAAUCAACAUAGUGGAGAAGGACAGGUUAAUCAACAUAGUGGAGAAGGACAGGUUCAGUAGUUAUAACGAGCAGUCAGGGGGGAAAACGCUGUAUUAGUUAUUUGGCUAUUUUAAUUUCUUGAAUUUCAAGAAAGUAUUCUCUUGUUUAUAUUGUGUAUAUUUUGGCUCUUCGCUGUUCUGUUAGGUAAUUAGUGUGUUUGUGUGUGUGUGUGUGUGUGUGUGUGUGUGUGUGUGUGUGUGUGUGUGUGUGUGUGUGUGUGUGUGUGUGUGUGUGUGUGUGUGUGUG
Messenger RNA from Oncorhynchus keta (chum salmon), 4556 nucleotides. RefSeq names its product protein XRP2. Gene Ontology annotation, molecular function: GTPase activator activity. Gene Ontology annotation, biological process: post-Golgi vesicle-mediated transport. NCBI's taxonomy places the organism in Eukaryota, Metazoa, Chordata, Actinopteri, Salmoniformes, Salmonidae. Gene Ontology annotation, cellular component: periciliary membrane compartment; cilium. The record is from RefSeq and is a predicted model, not a curated record.